UUUUUUGAUGUACAGCUGGUGGAAGCAGAUUGAAAGCACGGAGUGAGCUGGCGGUAGAAAGUGAUGAAGGCUCGAUGUAGAGGGUUUUAAAAGAAGGCAAGAGAAAAGUUGUUCUUAUGUUAAACGUGGCACACCAAAGAUUCACAGCAGCCAAAAUGCUCUGCCACGUUACUCGUCCGGAUUCGGUGGUGAUGGAAGUGGAAGUUGAUGCGAAGGCGAACGGUGAAGACUGUCUGAAUAAGGUUUGCAGAAAGUUGGGCAUAAUCGAAGUGGACUACUUUGGGCUGCAGUUCACGGGCAGCAAAGGAGAGAGCUUGUGGCUGAACCUGAGGAAUCGCAUCUGCCAGCAGAUGGAUAACGUGACGCCCUGUCGGCUGAGGCUGCGGGUCAAGUUUUUCGUUGAGCCCCAUCUCAUCCUGCAGGAGCAGACGAGACACCUGUUCUUCAUGCACGUGAAGGAGGACCUCCAGCACGGUCACCUGCACAUGGGCUCGGAGCAGGCGGAGGAGCUGAGCGCUCUGCUGGCACAGGCGGAGUUCGGCGACUACAACCAGAACACGGCCCGGUACUGGUACUCAGACCUGUGUGGAGAGGAGCCCAGCGCCGACACCGUCAGCAGCAUCGUUUCCAGACACAAGGCGUUGGAAGGGUCGAGCCAGGCCUCGGUGGAGUACCAGGCCCUGCAGCUGGUCUCCUCCCUGGAGCACUACGGCGUGGAGUGGCACUGGGCUCGCGACGCCAACGCUCAGCGGCUCGCCAUCGGCGUCGGCCCCGAGGGGAUCGCCGUGUGUAAGGAGGACUUCUCUUUAGUCAACAGAGUGAGCUAUCCCAUCAUCCAGAUCGCCACCCAGUCGGGGAAAAGCGUCUACCUGACGGUUACCAAGGACACGAAUGACAGCGUCGUGCUUUUGUUCAAGCUGAUCAGUAACCGGGCAGCGAGUGGUCUGUACCGGGCCAUCACGGAGACCCACGCCUUCUACAGGUGUGACACGGUCACAAACGCCGUGAUGAUGCAGUACAGCAGAGACUUUAAGGGCCACCUGGCGUCGCUCUUCCUCAACGAAAACAUCAAUGUGGGCAAGAAAUACAUUUUCGACAUCAGACGCACCUCCAAGGAGGUGUACGACCACGCCCGCCGCAUGCUCUACAACGCGGGCGUUGUGGACUUGGCGCCGCACUCCGAGAGCGGUGAGCGCUCCCCUCCCUCGCGAUCCCCAAGCCGGGACAGCCGGCGGGACGUGGAGCUGAACUGUAGCAGCUGCCAGCAGAGCCGGACUCUGCAGGAGAGGCUGCAGAAGCUCCGGGAGGCGCUGCUCUGCAUGCUGUGCUGCGAGGAGGAGAUCGACGCCGCCUUCUGCCCCUGCGGUCACAUGGUGUGCUGCCAGAGCUGCGCCAGUCAGCUGGAGCUGUGUCCCGUGUGCCGGUCGGAGGUGGAGCACGUGCAGCACGUCUACCUGCCCACCUGCACCAGCCUCCUGAACCUGACGCUCACCGACAACCAUCAGCACCGCAGCGGCGUCCCGGCUCCCAUCCUCAGAGACGCGGCGUCUCCGCCUCACAGCUGCUCCACCACCGAGUAUGAACACAAGCUCUACCACACGUGAGGAAGGAAACGGACCCACCAAACUCCACUCGGACACUUUAAAGCUACUUGAGAUUUUUUGUUUUUGGUCUGAAACUCACCAACGCCUUCAGAAACUCCUAAUCAAAGAUGGACACUCGUGUCGGCUUUUGGGUUGCCGUUAUUUCCUGUUCGUAAGGGUCGUGUACCGCUUACUUUUAGAUUUUAAUAUUACUGUUAAGUUAUUACAUCAGUUGACCUGAUGCAUGCAGGAUUAUGCUUUUGUAUUGGUAACUUUAUUUUGGCGGAUAGAACACAAACCCUGUAUGUUGUAGAAAAGCUCCAAACGGCACCUUUUAAUUUGAAGGCUUUUUCUUGUAGUUUUGUACAUUUUGAACUUUUGUUGUGGUUUGUGGAUGUGAUGUUAGAGUGGAAUGCGUUUGUAGUGUUUGUUUUUCACGGGCUGUGCUCUCCGUGCCCAUGAGGAGGUAUUUAGAGGCUAAGCAGCGCUGCUCCUGAAUAUAGACGAGGUCGCUAAUCGGAUCCAAGCGGCCGUAAGACGAUCACGCCUCGCUCUUAAGGAGUCCACGAGGCCGAGCAAGAGACCAGGAGGACCAUAAACAGACACCCCAACCAGAAGAACUCCCAAUCUGGUCUCCAUUGUUGAGUUUUUCAACAUUUAGCCGUUUCUGCAUCAACCUUCAAUCUUUAUCUCCAUCCAGCUGGAAAAGAGAAGCUCCUACGGGCGAAGCUUGGCUGCUUCAGCUCCACGUUUCCUCUCUGGGUUUUACUGGCUGGGUAUUUUAAAGGGUACUAGGAGGUGUUUAAGUGCAAUACUUGCUUUCUUUAGCCAAGCUUCUCUGUUUUAUUUAAAUUCAAAGACUUAUUUAAUAGAAAAGAGACAUUGCCACUUUACUAUGGGAGUUUCCCACAUGUCUGUUGGAGGUUUGACCCUAAAUGUAGCAGCAACGUGUUUUUUUAUCAUCACAAAAUCUCCUCAGACUUUGUUUUUAUUUUUCUGGUGACGGAGUUUGUUUGUUCUUUGAUGCUGGCAGUCGAGCUCCGUCACUGCAGGGGGAAGACUUUUAUUCUGUUUCACGUUGAACAAGCAGCGGUUUGUUUCUGUUUUCUGAAGCAAAAGCCACUAUGCUCUGUAAGUUAACUCUUAGUGAAUGAGAGGCUUUUUAUAUACUUUGCUUUUAAUGUAAUAAAGUAUUAAUAAAGUACAUUUUGUAGAAAA
This is a messenger RNA of Nothobranchius furzeri (turquoise killifish), 2801 nucleotides long. It is a transcript of the gene mylipa, whose product is annotated as myosin regulatory light chain interacting protein a. Gene Ontology annotation, cellular component: cytoskeleton. The record is from RefSeq and is a predicted model, not a curated record. Lineage: Eukaryota; Metazoa; Chordata; Actinopteri; Cyprinodontiformes; Nothobranchiidae. Gene Ontology annotation, biological process: ubiquitin-dependent protein catabolic process. Gene Ontology annotation, molecular function: ubiquitin-protein transferase activity.